AUGAGUUUGGACUACGCGGAUAGCUCUGAAAAUGGGUCGAAAUCAUACCUGAGUCCGGAAACGGAUCAGGACGACGCCAGUAGUGUAUUUUCGACUGAUUCCGGGUAUUUGAUGGACCUUACAGAUCCGUCCGAUGAAAGCGAAACAAUUUUGCCCAAAACAGACUUCCACUCGCCUUACUACGUGAAUGUGCCGACUCCAAGCUACUCCGCAAUGGCAUCAGAUUUGUCGGAGGCAGGCCAGGAUCUGGCAACAGGUUACGUUCGCGAAUAUCCCACAGACAUUUUGCUCGACAGAUUUACAAAGUGGCGCAAAAUCCUUAAAGGAUUGGCCAACUAUCUGCGGGAAGUGGCUUACGCACAAGAGCGGUUUGCACGUAUUAACUACGGUCUGCGCACAAACGUCAAGUUUUCGUUUCUCACCGAUCUGGAAGAAUCCACAAAUAGGGUCGUGGAUCCCUUCCAGCAGCGUGCAAGAAGGCCCGGUCAAGCCCAAUCGAGCGCCAGUGGCUCAAGUGGCCCAGGCGGUCGGAGAGGCUCAGAAGACGACUCCGGGUACCAAAACUCUAACGCAUCUACACUUGAUUUUAAAGCCAGUGCUCCUGUGGCAUCCGGUGAUGAUUCGUCCGCGCCGUCCGGCUUCAUGAAGUUUGGAUCCGGAUCCAUCGAAGACGUCCAAGUCGUGCUUAAAAAAUACCACACAUCGAUGGGAAACCAGCAAAUCAAAAUGUCGAAAGAGUUGAGCGCAGUUGUAGUCCCCAAGCUUGACGAUUUACGCAAAGAUCUACAAGCUAAGAUAAAGGAGAUUAAAGAACUGCAUAACGAUUUCAAAACCAACAUAGGAGAACACAUCGCUCUGACCGGUCAAUUGCUACAAAAAUAUACAGCUGCUGUCAAGUUUAUGUCCACCAACGAUGAGAGUCCAACUGUUCUGAAAAUCAAGGGCCAAAAAUUGAAACCAAAACAUGACCCGUAUUUGUUGAAGUUGCAGCUAGAUCUCCAACUGAAGCGUCAGCUGUUGGAAGAAAACUACCUCCAAGAAGCUUACAUUAACUUGCAAUCAUCGGGUUUGGAACUUGAAAAAAUUAUUUAUGGGGAGAUUCAGCACACUUUGCAACGUUACUCCGCAUUGGUCAGCACCGAGGCACGCAUUUCCAUCAGUAACCUUUGCAAUGAACUGCAUCAAGGGCUACUGAGCAAACCUCCAGCAGUGGAAUGGGACCACAUGGUGGGUCAUCAUCCCAAAUGUUUGAUAAACUGGAGAUCAACAGAACCCAUACCACAGCCCAGAAAACUUUCGGACAUUCGAUACCCAAAAAUGAAGUCCUCAAUGGCUAAAUGCAUCAAAGCAGGUUAUUUGCUCAAGAAGUCACAGGUUUUGAAGAACUAUAACAAAGGCUACUACGUUUUAACGAGCAAUUAUCUUCAUGAGUUCAAAUCUAGCAACUUUUUUAAACUUUCUCAAGAAGGUUCCGAGAAAAAAGACCAUGGGGAAGUCCAGGCUGGUGGCAAGAAGAGGGGUAUGGUGCCUGUUGUAAGUCUGUAUUUGAACAGCGCAAAGGUCAUCGAAGCAACAGACAAUAAGUUCAGUGUUCGCGGAACCAUUUGGGCCAGUAAUUUCGACAAAAAGUCAACUGAGACUGGUAAAAUAAUUUCAAAGUCCACGUCUUCUAUUCAAAAGUUCUUGAAAAACAGUGCAAAAGGUCAAAUGCAUAAAAAAGAAGGCCAUCACAGUUCUGCUUCGGGAUCUGCAGCCUGGGACGCGGCAGAGAAGCAUGAGGGCUCUGAUGACGUUGCAGUCUGGGUUUUUAAGCCUGUUAGUUCUAGCGCAAAUCCUGAAGAUGCUAAAGACUUGAAAAAAUGGCUAUCAGAAGUCAAGAAUUUGAGUCAUUUCGAUAAUUCAAUCGAAAGAGCGAAAUUCAUUGAAGAAAAGAUCCUCCGCGCUCAUUCCCGUGCUAGUUCUGUGAACCUCCUUAAGAACACGAACGACGCCAAAGGGCAGGACAAACCCUCUCCAGGAAAAGCCUCACGCUCUCAAAACAAGCCUCAAUAUAUUCAUCUUGGCUCCCAGGAUUACCCCGAUUUGUCAUCGGCAAGGGCGAAGGUUAACACGCCUGCAAUUGAUGACAACGGCAAUCUGAUCUUAGCAGGCGAGGGCCGUCCUCCUUCUACUAAAAGCAAUUCUAGGGUCUCUUCACCUUUAGGACCAUCUAACGCGGAUUCGAGGUCUCCUAGCGCAGGUGGAAGUGGACGUGACACUCCAGAAGAUUCGGCCCUCUCGCCAAUGAAGCAAGGAAUCGCAAUUACCAGCAACGGGAUAACAGCCAUCGAUUCCACUGGCAGGCACACGCCACAGAAAGCAAGGACGCCCAGUGGAUUGUCAGGCGGUGUGACCCCUAGUGGUGCGAGCUCGGACGGUUCUGGAAAACUGCCAGUCAACUCUCCUGGCAGUCAUGCCAGCAGCGGGGGUGGAUAUUUCGCAAUUCCCGUGAGACCAACAUCUCAAAGCUCAACACCAGGAUUGGAUCCUGUUGCAGAACACACGGCUGGUGUGGAUCGAAACAAGGCCUCAGCUGUCCCACAGGUCAAACUGAACGAUCGUGAAUUCUCAGGCGAUAAAACGGAGAGGCAGCAAUCGCCACCGCUGCAGCAUCAAGCCAACAGCGAAAGGUCGGGCGAAAGAUCACCACCGGCGUCCAGAGUAGCCGAAACGGGUCCCAUCACCAGGGGUUCUCAAGUUCAUUUGCGUAAAAAUGCCAGCGGUGGAAAUCUGUCUGCUGCGAACGACGAGACUCCGCACAACGUGUAUACUAGCGUCAAAUCUGGUAACAGCUCACACAGUUUGACCCAUGGAGGGGUUCACAAUUUCAGAAAGCAUAAGAAGAACGUUUCCUUUGGCUCUUUGAAUAGUCUUUUAUUCUCCAAAAAGGGCGGGGACGUCAGUAAUAACAAUAUGACGGACUAUUUCAUGUCAGGGAACCGAAUUGAGGAGGGCAAUGAUCCUGACGCGAUCAAUGUGAACCAAUCAAUCUAUCGGAAUCGAACUCGCAGCCCUUGA
Molecule: messenger RNA, 3057 nt
Organism: Lachancea sp. 'fantastica'
Lineage: Eukaryota; Fungi; Ascomycota; Saccharomycetes; Saccharomycetales; Saccharomycetaceae
Source: the annotation of a GenBank genome assembly